GCGCUCUACUAUACCGGAGGUAUGGCUCCAUUAAUCUAAAGCAGAGCAUCGAUCGUGCUGACAUGAUUUAUUUAGAAGAUCAACCGACGACCCCUACCUAUGCUUAUCCUUUGGAAAGACACCAAGUGGAAACCACACUCGUCACCAUCAUAUGCAUUUCUACCAUUGUGACUAAUGCCAUUGCCAUCUUAAGUGUGGCAACUUCGGUAUUCCAAAGAGAAUCUAUCGAUUAUUACUUACUUUCGUUACUAGUCUGCGACCUGUUAUGCGGUAUCUUCAUAUUGCCCCUUUCAAUAUACUCGGCAUCCACAGGUGAAUGGAUUUAUGGAGACUUUUUAUGUAAACUUACAGGUUAUAUGGAAAUCACACUAUGGACCAUAACGGUAUAUACUUUCAUGUGGAUGUCGGUGGAUCGAUAUUUAGCCAUCAGGAAACCUUUACGCUAUGUGGUCCUACAAACUAGAACUAGAUGCCAAUGUUGGGUACUAUUUACAUGGUUAACAUCCGUGUUUUUGUGCUCUCCUCCACUUCUAGGAUUUUCCACAGGUAAUUUUUACAAGGAUGGUUACAUAUGUACUCUCGACUUGAAGAAUAUGAUACCAUACAGCAUUACUCUAGCUAUACUGGUUCUUGCACCAAGUGUUAUAACAAUACUGUAUUCUUAUUUUUUCAUAUUCAUCACCAUGUAUCGUUUAAGGCAAUACAUGACUCAAGAGGAGAGAGAAUAUGCCACUGCAACUAGUGAAAAUCUAUCGAAUCCCGAUCACAUGAUGUCUUUUAUUUUGACAAUAGUUUUUUGGAUCUCGUGGUUUCCAUGGUUUGGACUUAGGAUAUGGGAAGAAGCCAAUGGUUACCUCACAGAUCACUAUUAUCAUUUUUUCUUCCUAUGGUUUGGAAUUUUGGACUGCGUAUGGAAACCUUUAAUUUAUGCCAGCAUAAGCCCCAAAUUUCGUAUUGGUAUGAGAGUAUUUUGCACCAGUUUAUGCUGCAGAAGGAAAUUUAGACAACAAUUAAUAGUUUGAAGUCUAAACACAAAUUUUAAAUCAACCUUAAAAAAAAUCCGGCCAUGCACACACGUCACGUAUUUUGGGAAGAGAAAGAAAAAAAAAAAAAAGCAUAAAAGGGGUCGAACAACGAUGACAAGUUGGAAGGAGGACAAAAGAUAAAGAUCUUUUUAUACAAAAGGCAAUCUGGAUCUUAACCAAAUUCGUCCACUCUCGUAAUUCCGGCAACAAACACGCAUUAAAACUUCUGAAAGGUUAUUUAUUUAUUUAUUUUUUGAUACAUCGCUUGAAAAUUUUGGCAAGUGGAAAAGUCACAUGGCCUAUUUUGUAAAUUGCCAUCAGCGGAUUCGAUUAUCGAAACACGUACCGUACAACGCGUGUACGAAGUUGAUCGCCUUAUAAUCGAAUUUGUACGACUUAAAAGCGACCGUGUACAUUUUUUCUUUGUAAACUCAAUGUAUUUAGUUAAUUUAUUGAUUUGAUAUAAGAAAAUGUAUCUUUGUUUUAAAACACACUCAAAUAAACGACCAUUUAAGUAUGUUAGAUGAUUUACUUCUUUAGUAAGUGCUCCAACUUUGAAUUGAUCUCAAGAAAAAAAAAUUCCCCAUUUCAUUUUCUAUUUUUAUUCUACAGAAAUGCAAUUAUUCAUAAAGAUUUAUUUUUAAAUAUUAAGAUGGAUCGAAAUACAUAAUCAAAAAUUGCUAUUGAUUAGCAUAUAAUAUUGAUGGAUUGCAAGAAUUCAAGGAAGUUUGAAGUUAUAUAUAUAUAUAUAUGGCUAUUUAAUAAAGAAACCUGUCCACAUUUCCUCACAUCAUUUAUAAUAUCUUAAAUAUAAUUAACUCCUGUAAAUCUACAUUAAUAGCAAAGUUAAUAAGGUUUUAAGAUUCAUAACUUGUAGCCCAUUAUAAAAAUAAAACUAAGUCAUUUUAAUGGAAUUUUAAGU
Centruroides sculpturatus (bark scorpion) is the source of this 1947-nucleotide messenger RNA. RefSeq names its product histamine H2 receptor-like. Gene Ontology annotation, biological process: G protein-coupled receptor signaling pathway. The transcript has 2 exons. The record is from RefSeq and is a predicted model, not a curated record. Gene Ontology annotation, molecular function: G protein-coupled receptor activity; peptide binding. Gene Ontology annotation, cellular component: membrane. Lineage: Eukaryota; Metazoa; Arthropoda; Arachnida; Scorpiones; Buthidae. The coding region runs from base 63 to 1022 and encodes 319 amino acids.